AUGGACUCAACACAACCCAAAAAACAUGAUCGGGGCCCCAAGAGGCACCGCACCGAGGCACAUCAACAGCACUCACUUCAAUUUUUCUCCUCUGAACCGUGGUAUGCAAAGUUCCUUGUUCUGCAUGCAGAGGAUGGAACAAAGCCACUGUCUAAGAUAUCUCCUUUCCUAAUAGCAAAGGAACUAGAAAAGAUCAUUGGGAAAACAUACAAUGUUAAAAAGUUGCCAACAGGAGACUUACAAAUCGAAGUCAGCAAUAGACAGCAAAGCUUGGCACUCCUUUCUCUCAGCAGAAUUGGAGACGUGGGAGUCAGUGUUACGAAACACCGGACUCUGAAUGUUUUGAAAGGGGUAAUAUCUGAGGAACAACUCCUUGACUGUUCUGACACUGAGAUCCAAGAAGGGCUUAAAGAUGAGGGUGUAACAGCAGCCAGGCGAAUUGUCAUGCGUCGUGAUGGUAGGGAAAUCCCAACCAAGCAUGUAGUCCUUUCUUUUCAGCUACACAGACUUCCUUCCACCGUAAAGGCAGGAUAUAUCAACUGCCACGUCCAACCGUUUGUUCCAAACCCACGACGCUGCUUCAAAUGCCAGCGUUUUGGGCACGGAUCACAGGCUUGCCGUGGGAAGACCACUUGCCCAAAGUGCGCCGGUACCGAGCAAGACCAUGUUGUUGAAGCCUGUCAAAAGGAGCUCCACUGUGCAAACUGCAAGGGCAACCACCCCGCCUACUCUCGAUCCUGCCCUCGAUGGAAGGAAGAAAAGGACAUACUUAGAAUAAAAGUAACACAAGACAUUUCGUACAAAGACGCGAAGACACAGUAUGAAUUUGCAAACAAGGGCGGUUAUGCCGCAGUGGCGCGCAGGGGAGUGGUGCCACUGACAAAAUCUGUAGAGACUCAGACUUCUGAGCCUCUACCCCACACUCCCCAAACAAAAGAGAAGCCAGUGGAGAGUUCUUCUCCAGUGGCUCCGGCUGCUUCUGUAGCCAGUCACCAACAGGCCGCGACGGCCUCGAAGGAGGUUGUCGGUGCCCCCUCAGUUUGGGACGGUGUCCCAAGGGACUCAUCUCAAACUACGAAUCUGAGUAUGGAGGUUGACGACGAUGACUGCUCGUCGCAGAAGUCAACGUCGAGCCUCCCCAACAGUUCUUCUGAAAUGAAAGAACAAAGACAACGUAGAACUGGCAGAGGAAGGGGAUGUAACUCGAAGGAAAAGGCAAAGCAACCACCCCCAAGAGUACAGCCCCUCUGA
Ornithodoros turicata is the source of this 1251-nucleotide messenger RNA. RefSeq lists its product as uncharacterized. Bases 1 to 1251 code for a protein of 416 amino acids. The record is from RefSeq and is a predicted model, not a curated record. The transcript has a single exon. Lineage: Eukaryota; Metazoa; Arthropoda; Arachnida; Ixodida; Argasidae.